ACUCAUUCCAACCAACGCCACCACUCUCACACCAUCAGCACAUAGAGCCACCUCCACUCCAGCAGACACACCUACUGGGUGCCAAUAAUACAGGUGGGUCAGACCCUAGUCAAUCUAGUAGUUCCAACCUUGGGCGUUUGUCCCCGCUCAAUCUAGAAGAUGAAAUAAAUUUAGCAUUUACAGCCUCUCUAAUGCAAAGUAGUCUGGGUGAUCAGACUAUUAGCUUCAACGACUGAGCCCUCUCUCUUGUUGAGGCACAUGUUAUUUGGUAUUUUAAAAAUGUUCCGUGGCUACAUGUACUAUUAGGAAUAAUAAUGAAUCUCAUCUCUUUCUGCUACCAGCUGUCUCUAUCAAUCGAUUUCCCUCCUUCCUCUCAUCUCUCUCUCUCUUCGUGUUAUUAUUUAUAAUUCCAAAUGAAUUUCCUCUAUAAAACUUUAAACUCUUUAAUUAAACAGCAAAUUAAUUAUCAUUUUAUUUUAUGUGUACUAAUAAUUUUCUUUUCUCAAACCCUACUGCAAUAUUGCUUAUGUAUCACACAUCAGUUAUUAUUAUUAUUAUUAUUAUUAUUAUUAUUAUUAUUAUUAUUUUGUUAUUGUGAUUAUGAACAAGUACCAGCCAGGUUUGGCUUGUUGCUUUAUCAUCAAUAUUUGGCUAACAUGACAAAGAUUGUUUUUGAAGCUGACGCUGCUUUGCUUACUAUUUAUGCAUACACCAACCAAUACACGCUAUUGAAAAGGCAAAUGCACACACGCGCACAUAAAAUUUCAUCUUACGCUAUAAUUUAUUAUAAAAGAGUAGUAUGUCACAGAUAGUUGAAGUAGUACCCCAUAUGCUUUUUAUCUAUUCAGUGAGGUUAAUGAUAACUGGCACAUAUGCGGCAUCAAAACAUAGCUUUAGUAAGCGAACUUUAAUUGCUACUGUAUUAUUACUAAAGGCUAGUGUCUGGGGAAUUGAUUGUUGGUGGUUCAGCUACAAGAGAGUGUAGUAGUUAGUGGAGAGGAGAGAGUGUGUGUUUGAGAAUAUCAGGUGUGAAUGUAAUGCACAUGUCCCAGUCAUUGUAAUUACCAUAAAAGGAAGGAUAGUAUUUUCUUGGCAGCAAUUAUGACUACUAAAUUGACUUCAUAAUUAAACACAAACAACAAAUCUAAUAACUACAGGAAGAUGAGAAGAAUGAUACACAUUGAGUUAGCAGAAAUCUUCCAAAGUCAGCAGCUGCCAUUUACAAUGUCUCUACUGGACGAAUCUGAAGGAGACAGAGGAACUGUUCCUGGAAUCACAGCUGGGGUUAAACAAUGUGAACAAACAAAAAUAUUUCAAGACUCAAUUCAUGGAGCGAUUGAGCUACAUCCACUUCUAGUGAAGUUUAUUGAUACACCUCAGUUUCAACGUCUUAGAGACAUCAAGCAACUUGGUGGAGUAUACUAUGUGUAUCCUGGUGCAUCUCACAACCGUUUUGAGCACAGCAUUGGUGUGUGCUAUUUGGCAGGAGUAUUUAUUGAGCAGCUUCGUGAAAGGCAGCCAGAGCUAGGCAUCACUGAUCGUGAAGUCCUUUGUGUUAAAAUUGCUGGUCUUUGUCAUGAUAUGGGACAUGGACCAUUCUCUCACCUCUUUCAAGACCUUUUUAUGACAAAAACAAAUCCUAAAUUAAAAUGGAGGCAUGAAGAAACUUCUAAGGAGUUAUUGAAGCACCUUGUUGAAGUAAACAAUUUGCACGACCAACUUUCAAAGUAUGGGUUAGAUUGGAAAAAAGAUUCUCUCUUUAUUUUUGACCUAAUGAAAGGAAAGACUGAAGGCUUUGAUGAAAAAUCAUUUCUAUAUGAGAUAGUAGCUAAUGGCAUCAGUGGUGUGGAUGUUGACAAAAUGGACUAUCUUCUUAGAGAUUGUCAUGGAUUGGGGAUGAAAUCAACUUUUGAUUGGAAGCGGUACAUGCUCUGUUGUCGUGUGAUUCAGGCUGGUGAGGACAAUCAGUAUCGCAUAUGUCCUAGAGAGAAAGAGUAUGAGAGCUUAUGGGAAAUGUUCCAUAUGCGUGAUCGCUUGUUCAGGACUGCUUAUCAGCAUAAAACUAAAAGAUUAGUGGAAUUUAUGCUUAAUGAUGCACUAGUAAAGGCAGAUCCUUUUCUUCUAAUACGAACAAAGAGUGAUGGACUAGUGAAAAUGUCUAAAGCCAUAGGGCAUAUGGAUGCAUUUACUUUACUAACAGAUAGUGUCUUUUAUCGUAUCAAAACAAGCAAUGAUCCUGAUUUGCAUGAAUCACAAGAACUGCUUGAGAGGGUUGAAAAGAGAGAUCUAUACACUUAUAUUGAUCGUUUUCUGGUAAAAGAAUCCGAACCAUCUACUCCAACUAAUCCAAGAGUCACUUCUACAACACUAAGACCUGAUAAUACUGGUAUCGAAACAAGAAUUGCGGAAUUAGCUUGUGAAAGCAAUGGUAUACAAGAAACUGUCACUAGAAUGAAGGAAAUGAUCAAGCUUGAUGUAAGGCAAUUAAUAAUUGUUUUUUCAAUGUUAUUUUUGCAGCAAGUACAUUUCAACUUUGGAGAAAAUAAAGGGCCCAAUCCAAUUGAUAGGGUUUACUUUUACAUGAAAAAUUCACCAGACAAACCUGUACUUAUAAAAAGUACUCAGACACCUGGAACCUUCUUUCCUAAUCAUAAAGAUUUUGAAUAUAGACUGUACUGUAAGAGCAAAGAUGAAAGCAUUAUAGAAGCAAUCAGAAGUGGUUUAGUUAAAUUCUGCAAAGAGAGGAAACAUGCUUUUGAAAUACCUCCAGGUGAAGAUAUUUAAAUUGAUUAAGCAUCUAAUAUGAACACUGACAUAAUAUUAAACGUACAUAAUUGGCUACAUAAUACACUGUGUGUUAGAGACACUAUUGCACUAUUAGACCUAUUAAUAAAAAAAUAGGAAUGACGGUGGAAUAUUAUAUAAAUUUAAUUGAGUUAAUUAUUGUUUCAGCAGAGUGUGUAGUUUUCUGCAGAAUUAUUAUUAUUAA
Amphimedon queenslandica is the source of this 2989-nucleotide messenger RNA. RefSeq names its product deoxynucleoside triphosphate triphosphohydrolase SAMHD1-like. Gene Ontology annotation, molecular function: dGTPase activity. The transcript is spliced from 17 exons. Gene Ontology annotation, biological process: dGTP catabolic process. Bases 1162 to 2784 code for a protein of 540 amino acids. NCBI's taxonomy places the organism in Eukaryota, Metazoa, Porifera, Demospongiae, Haplosclerida, Niphatidae. The record is from RefSeq and is a predicted model, not a curated record. Gene Ontology annotation, cellular component: nucleus.